AUGGCAGAGCGCGGGAUGUUCUUUUCGCCUGUGUUAGUGCCAGUGGCCGGCCAGAUCCUGCGCUCCGACCUGGGCGAGCUCGUCGAGACGGUCGGCGUACACCUGCUUGAGCACGGUCCGUGCACACUGAUCCAAUUGGCGAGCGGGCUCGAGUCGACUGGGUCGACACUGACCGCCACGCAGAUCCGCGCUUCGUUGCUCGUGCUCUUCCAGCACAACAUCGCCUCUGUGCUCGCGCGUCGGUGGUACCCGUGGGUGGUGUGCGCCACCCGGCGCAGGAUCGGCGACGACGCCGCCGCUCUCCUCGUCGAGGUGCUUGCUCUCGGCCGGUGCACCCUCGACUCGCUCUCGCGGCGGCUCGCGCCGGAGGGAGGGGCGCGGCGCGAGGCGCUCAAGGCGGAGGGUGUGGGGGCAGGGAGGGAGGUGUGUGGAGAGGGGUGCGUUGCGGUCUGCCUGCGCUUCGGUAGGUGCAAGCUCAUGCACGAGAAGUUCGACGCGACGGCGGCGCAGCUGCUCGACGCCGUCCUCGCCAUGCAGCCGACCUGCCCCCAGGAUAGGCAGCCGCCCGAUCUGACGCACGGGGCGUGGCCGCUGCCGCACUCGCAGGAGGAGCGGGGGAAGCCGUGCACCACACCCUUCACGGUCGAGGAGCUGGAGUGCGGCCCGCUCCUGGAGGGGCACGAGUUCGAGUCGGACCGGCGGCAGCUCGCCGUUCUCAACCGAUGCGGAGAGGCAGCAUGCCGCCUCUUCCGGCUGCUCCUCCGCUUCCGCGCAAACGGCGGCUGCCCGAAGAUAGAAGACGGCGUCCCGCGCGUCUACCGGCUCGAGCUGAAGCAGCUCGCGGAGCUCGGCCUCAUGCCGGAGAAGGAGGCGCGGCCGCUGUUGUGGACGCUGAUGAGCGCGGGCUUCGCGUCGCUGCAAGAGGCGCCGCCGGUGCCACGGUCGGUGGAUCACAACCCGCGCACCACCUGCUACCUGUGGUACGUCGACCUGCCGCGCGCCUACCGCGCGCUCGAGGCGCAGCUUCUGCAGACGCACGCCCGCCUCGCGACGAUGCUCGAGGCGGAGCAGAGCAAAGCGGGCGAGCAGCCAACCUCCUCGCCCCCGCCGCCCACCCGCCGCUCGGCGAUGAUCGAGGCACGACCGCGAGGGGCGGCGCUGCUGCGGACGAGCGAGACGCUGAUGCUGGUGAGGUAUGUCUAG
Molecule: messenger RNA, 1203 nt
Organism: Emiliania huxleyi CCMP1516
Lineage: Eukaryota; Haptophyta; Isochrysidales; Noelaerhabdaceae
Exons: 12
Coding region: 1-1203 (400 amino acids)
Cellular component (GO): RNA polymerase III complex
Molecular function (GO): single-stranded DNA binding
Source: RefSeq, a predicted model, not a curated record